This is a messenger RNA of Ostreococcus tauri, 2391 nucleotides long. RefSeq names its product unnamed product. The record is from RefSeq and is a predicted model, not a curated record. The transcript is spliced from 2 exons. The coding region runs from base 1 to 2391 and encodes 796 amino acids. NCBI's taxonomy places the organism in Eukaryota, Viridiplantae, Chlorophyta, Mamiellophyceae, Mamiellales, Bathycoccaceae.
AUGGGCGCUCUGGGGGGUGGCUCGGAGGCGACGCGCGUGGCGAUCGAGGACGAAACCGUGGGCGCGGCGUUGGCGACGUUUGCGAGCGCGGAGCGAUCGAGAUUGACGUGCGCGGUGUCGGAGGUGGAGCGAAUGAUCGAUCGGUGGUUCGAUGACGCCGCGUGCGGGGGCGGGGCGGGGCGUGAUCUGGGGAAGAAGCAUGGGGCGACGGAGGACGCGCGAGAGGCGGCGCGGGAGACGCUUCGAGCGAUGACGUCGUCGAUGAGCGGCGACGUCGACGGAGAUUCGUCCGUCUACGCGUACGACGCGGAAUCAAAUAACUUUUUGCUCUCCGGAUUGGACGCGCUUCGCGCGUUCGCUCGGACGCCGCGCGAGGAUGACGACUCGAACGCGCGUUCGGUGGACGAAGGGUCUCCCGCGGACGGUGCGACGACGCCUCAAACGCGCGUGGACGUCGUUCAUCGUCGCGGUGGCGUCGUCGCGGUGGCGAUUACGACCAAAUCGGCGUCCUCUUCCGCCGCCGACUCGUCCGCGAAUGACGGAUUAUCCAAGGAAAUCGUGGACAGAGACUUGGAGGUCGUCAAUCGCAUCGACGACGAGACGACGGAGAAGGUGUAUUCGAUCACGAAAGCGUGGCUCGCGGACACGCGUGAGCGCGAAAAUUACGCUCGCGAGAUGGCGCACACGAUCGCGGACGGCGACGCGCUGCGCGCGAUUCAACGCGGCGAAUUGCUCGAGAAAGCGCUCGAGUCCUGGCAAGAUUUCAGAGACGCCGUCUACGCCCUGGAGCUCGGACACGAGGAGUUUACGUGCGGCGAUCGACGUUUGCGCUACUACUUGCGCGAGUGCGAUCGGUGUUAUCGACGGGUGAUGACGAAGCACGCGAGCGACGCCGCGGUGCUCGAGCUCGGCUUGCGAGAGGAAAUCCGCGCGUACGAGCUCGCGUUGGCGACUCGAUCGCCGAGCGCGCGCGAGAUGAACGACCUCGCUAAGAAAUGCGUUUUAGCCGUUCGUGCGGUGAACUCGCUCGACGCGUCGAUCGGAUCGAUGAGUCGCGUGGUGGAUAAAUCGUACGCCGACGGCGAGGCGGAUUGCAAGUCGAUACUGCGCGACUCCAUGCGUGACUUGAGGUGCGCCGUGAGUGAUUUGAGAUUGGAUCUCGCGCGAGAUCGCGACGUGAGGACGACAGAAAAUCAUCCUCAUCCACAAGUCAUCGCGCGCUCAGACGCAUCUGACGAUGACGUCACCGCGUUGCACCGCCGAGUGCGUCCAAUCGUUGAGCGGUACGCCUCGGGCGAGUUGAGAAAAGUCGUACAUCGCGUCGUUCGAGCGCUCGAUCGAGACGGUCAGCUCUUGACGUACGGAAUCAAAAUUGCGCGCUGCGCCACUUUUAUCGCGCUCAUCGACGACGCGGCUCGAGCGCACGCCGAGCACGCGGAUGACGUCGUGCUCGCAGACGCGUUGAGACAUUUCGAGCUCGAGGACGCGUCUUCGCGAAAUCCGUCGUCGACGGCGAGAGGGAAGAAGAAGAAGCGGCGCAGUAACACGAUUCAAACACAGGCUAUUCAAACGAACGCAAUCGCGAGCGCGACGGAAACAUCGCUCGAAGUCGAGCCUCAAUCCGAGGACGUCGCGGAGCUCGCGGACGCGAAGUCAUCCGCCGAGUUAUCCGCCGAGUUAUCCGUCGAGUCUCCCGAAGCCGUCGUGGACGCUUCGUCCAAGCUCGAUAUCGGUGCGAGCGACGAUCGCUGGGCAGAAUCAUCCGCACCCGGGAUAUGGGUCAAGGCGAGAUCCUCGAGAAGGAAAUCGGCGUCGUCCGGCGUCGAUCGCGUCUCCGCGCGAAGCGGAAACGUGAAAUCAUCCGCCCGACGCGCGUCGUGCGCGUCGCCCGCCGCGAUGUCGAAAAUUCACAACCAGACGAUUCCCACGCCGAAGAGAAUCACGGUGCUCUGUCGAGCGGAUCGUUCGUCCGCGCCGCCGGCUCCGCCGCCGGCUCCUCCGGCUCCGCCGCCGCCGCCGGCUCCGGCUCCGCCGGCGCACGCGCCACCACCGAAUCAUCCGCGGAGCGUCGGUCGGACGUCCAAUCCGGAGUUCCCGCCCAAACCCAGGAGUGCGGUCAUCGCUCGUUCAAUGGAGCUCCCGAUUCGAUCGCGCGUCGAUGACGACGCGUCGCGCGCCGAAAGCGCGCGCGAACGCGAAUCCGGGCUUCGCGUCGAAGAGUUCCCGCCGUUGCCCGCCAAGCGAGCGAUCGAUCGCGAGCCAAAUCUACGCGCAAACGUCGUUGAUUCGUUCGCCGUACACGCGCGUCGCCCGAGAGCGUCGAAAACGUGGGCCGAGGCUAAGCGCGCGAUCGACGGCGUCGUCCUUCCGUCUCUCAUCAAGAUCAAGUGA